AUGUCUGUGAGCUCGUCCGUAUACCAUUCAGCUUCCAUCGCACAACCCACAACAACGCAACAAUCAUCACAACUGAAUCAACAAUUACAACAACAGCCAAGUUUAUUUGAAUACCUUUCCGAGCUGGUGUCAAAACGAGUUGCGACCAUCAAGUAUCUCCGGCGCGCUCAUGAAGGCAACACCCAUUGGUUCAAUACUAUUCUACUCACCAAAAAUGACCUAACAUCCAUCUACCCUAACAAAAAUAUAUUUCGCAAAGCGCGAGGAAAGGAUGACGCAGGAUAUAGUGAAGGUGGAGAGUAUACACACUUGAUGCUACCGCACGUGCCAUUUGAUCUGGAUUAUUUUGAGACGUUUUACACUCUGACGGAUAUUCUAGUGGAAGCAUACCAAAAGUUACUUAUUGGAUCCGAAGGAUGUAAUCAAGCAUACUUUGAGCUGGUACUCAAGUGCGAUAGCAAAUUUAAGAAAAUCUUCACACUUGUCACUAAAGAGCUGGAUGCGGUGGCUCGAAACGCGAUUAAAGAAGAGCUCAAGUUGAUCGAUCCACUCUCAAACUCCAACAGAAUCCCACCUAUCGAUUUUGAAGGCGCUGAUGUGGUAUAA
Messenger RNA from Zychaea mexicana, 606 nucleotides. RefSeq lists its product as uncharacterized. The record is from RefSeq and is a predicted model, not a curated record. Lineage: Eukaryota; Fungi; Mucoromycota; Mucoromycetes; Mucorales; Lichtheimiaceae. Bases 1 to 606 code for a protein of 201 amino acids. The transcript is spliced from 4 exons.